Messenger RNA from Zootoca vivipara (common lizard), 541 nucleotides. The record is from RefSeq and is a predicted model, not a curated record. Lineage: Eukaryota; Metazoa; Chordata; Lepidosauria; Squamata; Lacertidae.
UGCUGGCGGCCUUGCUUCUUCAGGAGCUAUGAUGAUUCGCUUUCUCCCUUGUUUCCUCCCAGCAUUGAGCUGCAACGAGAAUGACGGGGACCCCCUGGAGCGAAACCAGCAGUACCCCAGCAACCAGAAAACCAAGCGCAUGAGGACGUCGUUCAAGCACCACCAAUUGCGGACAAUGAAGUCUUAUUUUGCUAUUAACCACAAUCCCGAUGCCAAGGACUUGAAACAGCUGGCUCAGAAAACAGGCUUGACGAAGAGGGUUCUGCAGGUCUGGUUCCAAAACGCACGUGCGAAAUUCCGGCGGAACCUCUUACGCCAAGAGAACACGGGGGUGGACAAGACGUCGGACUCAACCCUCCAGGCCGGCACGCCUUCGGGCCCCGCCUCCGAAAUCUCCAACACCUCCAUGAGCCCGUCUAGCACGCCGACCACUUUAACGGACUUGACGAACCCCAGUAUCCCAUCCCUCACCUCGGUCUUGACCUCGGAGGUCCACGAAUCUCGGAGCCCUUCACAGACGACGCUCACAAAUCUGUUCUGA